Mya arenaria is the source of this 574-nucleotide messenger RNA. RefSeq names its product serine protease inhibitor dipetalogastin-like. The transcript is spliced from 6 exons. Lineage: Eukaryota; Metazoa; Mollusca; Bivalvia; Myida; Myidae. Gene Ontology annotation, molecular function: protein binding. The record is from RefSeq and is a predicted model, not a curated record. The coding region runs from base 1 to 507 and encodes 168 amino acids.
AUGGUAGAGUUGAGAAAGCGCAAAUGGGUGGUUCUUGGUAUAUUAGGCUUCGACAGGCCUGUGAGACCGCCACCAACCACUUCAACAUUGACCUCCUUGCUUUAUGCCAUGGAAGAGUUGGGAAAGCGUAAAUGGCUGAUUCUUGGAUUAAGAACUUCAUCAGCCGACAUCGUUGCUGCUUCCCGUUGGACAUCCACUGAAACAAUGAAGGUCCUUGUACUGUGCGUUAUUGUUGCUGCGGUUUUGGCGGUUACCCAAGGCAAAAGCUCCUGCGCUUGUCCCAGAAACUAUGACCCCGUAUGUGGGAGGGACGGAGUGACCUAUCCCAACGAUUGUGAACGAAAUUGCGCAAACACGCCAAAAAAGUCUGACGGCGAGUGUCCGACAUGUGCCUGCAUACUGCUCCAUGCCCCCGUAUGCGGCAAGGACGGGAUCACCUAUGGCAACGAGUGCAUGAUGGACUGCGCGGGAGUGGAGAAAGCCAGUGAUGGAGAUUGCGAUGCAUAGUUAGUGCUACUGAACGCUGGUAUAUGAACGCAUAGAACUGAAAUAUAUUAAUAAAGUUUGCACUUAA